Molecule: messenger RNA, 9260 nt
Organism: Hypanus sabinus (Atlantic stingray)
Lineage: Eukaryota; Metazoa; Chordata; Chondrichthyes; Myliobatiformes; Dasyatidae
Product: beta-adducin-like
Exons: 17
Coding region: 291-2555 (754 amino acids)
Biological process (GO): barbed-end actin filament capping
Cellular component (GO): plasma membrane; postsynaptic density; cytoskeleton
Molecular function (GO): actin filament binding
Source: RefSeq, a predicted model, not a curated record
CCACUCUCAGCUUCCAAUGCAGAGGCAGGGACGCUUCCCGCGGACGGGCGAUCACUGCACGGCAGAUAACCCGGCUGCCGCUUUCUAGAGAGAUUCUGCCUUCUGCCAGACGCCGAAUUAGUUGUCCUUGGACUGAUUGCCGUACCUUCCUCUGUAACUGCUUUCACUUGAGGAGUCGCAAUGAUUGAUGAAGUCAUCUCCUCACGGCUUUCUCAAAGACAAUUAAAGAUGGGCAGUAACUGCUGACCUAACAACUCUAGAAAAAGGAAGCCAGUCGGCAGCUGAACAGGAUGAGCAGUGAGACCACCCAGGAGGUGGUGUCCGUGCCCCCACCGCCAACCUCCUCCCGAAAGGAGGGCUAUUUCGAUCAGGUGUCCGAGAACGAUCCGGAAUACCUUCGGCUCAGGAACAUGGCGCCCGCCCUGAGGCAGGACUUCAACCUGAUGGAGCAGAAGCAGCGGGUAACCAUGAUCCUACAGAGCCCGGCAUUUCGAGAUGAAUUGGAAUGCUUGAUCCAAGAGCAGAUGAAGAAAGGAAGUGACUCCGGCAACCUCUGGGCUCUGCAGCAGAUAGUGGACUUCAUGUCGAGCACUCCAAUAACCAUUCCCACCUCACCACCAGACAUGAAAGACGGCAAUUGCUGGAAUCUGGAGCGAAAAGCAAACGGCUGGAGGAACUCAGCGGGUCAGGCAGCAUCUGUGGAGAGAAAGGGAGUGACAAUGGUGGCACCGAUCAAUGACUUCCGAGCCAUGGAGUCGUUGGUGUUUGUCAAGGGAGAGAGGCUAAUGCGCUGUAAGGUGGCCAGCAUCCAUCGGCUCUUGGACCUGUUUGGAUGGGCUCAGAUUGCCAACACGUACAUCACGCUCAGAGUUAGUAAGGAACAGGAUCAUUUCCUCAUCAUUCCCAGGGGAAUUUCCUAUGGCGAAGUCUCUGGCUCUAUCCUGGUGAAGGUCAACAUUCUGGGCGAAGUGGUCAAUCAAGGGAGCACCAAUUUCUCGGUGGACACGGCUGGGUUCAGCCUACACUCAGCCAUCUACUCCGCUCGACCGGAUGUCCGCUGUAUAAUUCACUUGCACACACCAGCCACUGCUGCGGUUUCAGCCAUGAAAUGUGGUCUUCUGCCUUUAUCCCAUGAAGCCUUGCUGGUUGGAGAUGUGGCCUAUUAUGAAUAUAAUGGAGCACCUGAUACAGAGGAAGAUAGAAUCCAGCUGCAGAAAUGCCUGGGACCUACGAGCAAGGUGCUACUUCUAAGGAAUCAUGGUCUGAUAGCACUCGGUGAGACUGUGGAAGAGGCCUUCUACAAAAUUUACCACCUUCAAUCGGCCUGUGAGAUACAGGUCUCGUCCCUCUCCAGCGCUGGUGGAGUAGAGAACGUCAUCCUCCUGGACCGUGACAAGUACAAACCUCAUGAACUCGGCUCGGUGGGCUGGGCGGGCACUACCUUCGGGCCAAUGCAGAAGAGCAGAAUUGGGGAGCACGAGUUUGAGGCGCUGAUGAGGAUGCUUGACAACCUGGGCUACCGAACUGGCUACGCGUACAGGCAUCCGAUCGUUCAGGAGAAGACCAGGCACAAGAGCGAGGUGGAGAUCCCGGCCACCGUCACGGCAUUCACCUUCGAGGAGGACGAUCUCCCGCACCACCCGCUCAGGCACCACAGUCAGAAACAGCAGAAGGAGAAGAGCCGGUGGCUCAACUCCCCCAACACCUACCUGCGCGUCAGUGCCAACGAAGAGCCUCAGGGAGGUCCCAGUAGUCCCCGGGCCAAGACCGCGUGGCUGAAGGCUGACGAGGCCAAGAAACCCAGCAGCGGAACUCCGAUCAAGAUCGAGACUCCCAACCAGUUUGUGCCUCUUUUUACAGACCCCCGGGAAGUGCUGGAAACGAGGAAUAAGAUUCGCGAGCAGAACCGGCAGGAUAUGAAGUCGGCGGGACCGCAGUCACAGCUACUGGCGGGCGUCAUCACGGAAAAAAGCCGCAGCCCGUCUGCAGAAGGAAUGCUGCCUUCAGAGGCGCAGGCUGCGACCGAGCGGGAUCUGCAGGCGCUGGAGCAGGAGCCUGAGCCCCCGAACCCAUUCAACGAGCUCACCGACCAGGAACUGGAGGAAUACAAGAGAGAGGUGGAGCGGAAACAGCUGGGGCUGGAUGGUCCAGAUGAGGAGGACACCUCGGCAGGGAUUUCUCCCCUGAAGACCCCCCUCACUUCGCCAGCUAAGUCACCCACAUCUCCCAGGUCACCAGGAGAAACCAAGCCGUGCAAAGGCUCGGAGGCGCCAGAUGACGCCGAGACGGUAGCCCCUGAGGAGGUGUCCAAUGGGAAGGAGGAGGACCAGACUGUGGAUGAGCAGCUGAGUAAAGGCAUGCAACAAGUGACGACCAACGUGGAGAACGGCACCGAGCCGCCCGUGAAACCGGCCAAGGACAAGACGGAGUCCGUGACCAGCGGCCCUCUCUCGCCCGAAGGCUCCCCUUCCAAGUCUCCAUCCAAGAAGAAGAAGAAGUUCCGCACCCCGUCUUUCCUGAAAAAGAGUAAAAAGAAAGAGAAAACAGAGUCCUGAAUUGGGGGGGGGGGGGGUGGAGUAAAUGUAUACAACAACUUGCCAAACAGAGAACCUUGGUGUAGACCAGCUUCAUCAAUUGAGUGCACCAAUUCUUGUCACACUUGCACAGUUGACAAUGCGGACUGGCAAAACAGUACCACCUACCUGAACACAGAGGGCCUGAAUUUCACUGCUCAUUGGUUUCACGCCUCUUGUUUAACGCAUUUUACAAUCUGCAUUAUUUUAAUGAGUCAGGGUCCCAUUCUUCUUUAAUGGGUCGGUGAUUUAGUUAAAACUCUGCAGACAGAAGCGCAGUGCACCCAGAUGAAUUUCUUUCCGCCUUGCCGUGCCCUACUCCACGCAGCAGACCUGGUCACAGGCCUGGCUCUUAUGUCCGCAACACUGGCUGUGCUGAGUGAACGGCAUGCAGUGCCAUUGGAUGUGGUGGGUAAAUUGUUCAAACGGAUGCCUUAAGCUGAUCCCCUGGACUUCAAUGAAUGGCAGUGAGAACGGAGGGUGUUCUACCGGAGGGGAAGAAUGUGUGCAGUUGAGGCAGAGGGAGAACCCGCAGAAUCCUAACUUACUCACUAAUUGUCCGUUACACCGCUGGCGUUUGGGGCAGCAAUGAAGAUCCUCCAUCUCCGGCGGGGUUCAGGGCUUCCUUCAUCAUGUCAGUUUUCACUACUGUGGGUCACGCAAGUCCUGGGUGGGGUCUCAGGAAUACUGUCACACUCAGAUGCAGAAGGAUUCUUCAUUGCUGUUUCCAUAACAAUUUCAUUUUACCAAUCAGGGUUGUUGGCCCUGAGCUGAACCUCCAAACCUGGAGGACCGGUGGACCACUCUUAGUUUGGCCUCGACCCUUUGACCUGUUUGGCAUGGGUGACCCUACCAAGAGCCAAAGCACAAGGCCCUGAUUCCAGCCAACAUAGCUCUCCAUGUUAUUGAGGCACACAAGCCUCCAAAUCCUACAACAAAGUUGCAGUCCUCCUAGAGGACAGAAUCCUGCGUGUUAUAUUUAAUGACACGGUCAUUGGAGCUCAGCAGAAGGUAAAGAACAGGUGAUUUAAAGACCAAAUAAGCAGAACAUCUCAAUAGUGGAAAGGUGGUGUGCUUCAAUAAAUUCAGAAAGGAAGGAGGUGGACUGAGCAGUUAACUAAUGGGAUUUACCAAUCAGACCUGCCCUGAAGACUGCUUGGUCAUUGUGUAAUGAGGGACAUGGUUGGGUGCCUAACAGUUGAGUGUUUAUGAAGUUCACUAUUUCAGUGAAAUCCAUGCUGUUUUGCGCAGUCUGUCUGUCUUUGAUAGCAAAAGAUCCCCCAUGAUGAACCGGCCCGAGGGGCAACUUCUUCCUUCAGAGCACGGUGUGUAUAUGAAUAAGCUGCCAGCAGAAGGUGGUAAAUUUGGGGCAGAUUUGGUAAAAGCAUUUAGACAGUUCCAUGGAUAGGAAGGGUUUAGAGCAGGGAUUCCCAACCUGGGGUUCGUGAUCCCCUUGCUUAAUGGUAUUGGUCCAUGGCAUAAAAAAGGUUGGAAAUCUUUGGUUUAUAGAGAUAGGGAUCAAACACAGGCAAACAGGUCCAGUUUCAUGGGCAUUGAUGAGCUGGGCUGAAUGACCUGUUUCCAUGCCGCGUUACUCAAUAGCUCAGUUACUUUGCCUGGACGAAUUGCUCCUAUUAUUGCAUCCAAAGAUGGGCAUUUGAUUCCAGAGCUGAAACCACUCGUGGACUGUUUCACCUCUUGAUGGAAAUUGGACCAGGCACCCCUUGUGGCCAGGACACUGUUUCUGACAGGGUGGGUGGGAUAAAGUCAUUCCUUUUGGAGUGUUGCUGGAGAACUUGGAGCAUACUAUCCUGUCACUGAGACUGCCCGAAUUUCCCUGUGCACCACCUAGCUAGUGUGGCUGUCAGAAGGGUAACCCAGCCAGCCCCAUCAUUGGGCCCUCACCUGUUGACCCCCAUCUCCUUGAACUCCAAUAUAAGGCUCUGCAACAGAACCUCCCACCACCACCAGCACCCCCCCCCCCCCAAGUCAGUGAUCCCCUUUCCCACGUUUUCCCAAUCCAUCACUAUAUCAGUAUCCUGGUCAUUCCUGUCAACCUUGCCCCAAACCAUCAACAUCUCUCUCGCCCCAGUUCUCGGCCAUCCCCAAAUCCAGGCACGGAGCAGGACUGUAGGACUGGAACUGGAAUUGGUUUAUUAUGCCACAUGUACCAAGGUACAGUGAAAAGCUUGUCUUGCAUACUGUUUGUGCAGAUCAGUUCAUGACAAUAGUGCAUGGAGGUCGAGCAAGAUGAAACAAUAACAAUAGUGUAAUAGUUACAGAGGAAGUGCAGGGCAGGUAGACAGUACAGAGCAAGAUCACAAUAAGAUUGACUCUGAGGUCAGGAAUAUCUUAACAGACUAGUGACCAAUUCAAUGUGGAGGAAGCUGUCUUUGAACCUGGGGGUAUGUGUUUUCAGACAUCUGUAACCUCUGCUCAAUGGAAGAGGGGAGAAAAGAUAUUGUCCAGGGUGGGUGGGGUCUUUGAUUCUGCUGUCUGCUCUACUUAUGCAGCCAGAAGAAUAGAGAGACUCCAUGGAGAGGGAGAUGGGUUUCCAUGGAUGUGCUGAGCACUGUCCACAACUCCCUGCAGUUCCCUUUGGUCAUGGGCAGAGCCGUUGCGGUACCAAGGAUGCUUUCAAUGGUACAUCAGUAAAAAUUGGUAAGGGUUGACAGGGUAUGCCAGAUUUCUUUAGUCUCCUGAGGAAUUAGAAGCGCUGGUGAGCUUUCUUAGACAACAGCCUGUGUGACGGAGCAGUCCUGUGCAUAGUGAAGCUGGAAGAUCGAUAAUCCUGUCUGAAGCUCAGCAAUGCCUUGUAUCUGACAUGAUUGAUCUUCCAAAGGAAGGAAUGAAUCAAGUUCGAUGUGUCUUCUGGCAUUGUGCAGCUACUGCUGUUACCCAAGAAAGCGUCAAAAAUACCCUCUGAAGUACGCGCAAUAUUCUUAAAAGGUGCAGGGACUUUAAUGUUGUUUCCACAGGCCCCUUCAACAUGUUAUUCCCAAAUUGUCCCAUUCCUUAACCAAUAAUUGCUCUUAAUCGCCUAGCAAUGAACUCCCUUCUGGGUUAUAACUUGGAUUUGGCAAUAAUGAUCUGAGUUUCUUCAGAAGUCAAGAUUGAGGCAUAACACUUGGUAUUUAAUGUUGUUUAUUAAGUGUUAUAAGAACAAAAAGCGGGCAAAGAAGAGACAAAGAAAAAGAAAAAUUUAAAGUUGAUUUAUUAUCAAAGUAUGCAUAUGUCACUAUAUACUACAUUGAGAUUAACUUUCAUGCAGGUAUUCACAGUGGAGCAGAGAAAUACAAUAGAAUCAAAGAAACAUUACACACAAAGACUGACAAACAACCAGUGUGCCAAAGAGGGCAAACUGUGCAAAUUAAAUAUGCAUAAAUAAGUAAAAAAAUAUUACUGAGCAUGAGUUGUAGCGUCCUUGAAAGUGAGUCCAAAAGUUGUGGAGUUGGUUCAGAGCUGCAAUGAGUGAAGCUGACCACACUGAUUUAGGAGCCUGAAGUUUGAUGGGUAAUAACUGUUUCUGGACCUGGUGGUGCAAUUAUUACCCUUCAAAGAGCCACGGUUGACUUAUACUCAGGCUGGAGAAAAACAAAAUUCUGCACCCAUUCCUAACUGAUUCUAAAUGGGGCUGAAAUGACCUAGAAGCACUGUUUUCCUCUAUGUUUUCCCACAACCUCUUUCCUGCUGCACUCAAUGAAUGUUGCUGAAACCAUAGGAGCAUUGUCAGAGUCUUAAAUGGGGCAACUGUCUUAGCUGAAGGAAUCCCCAGAGAUAUUAUGAAAGGGACCAUAAUUAAAUAUUAGUGGCCCACAGGGCAGAAUUCCAACAGGACAUCGGGGCCCGGGACGGGGUUAGGCUAAAGUUUCUCUGAGCCACUCUCACUGCACCUCUCCAGAUCACUGGAAUAACUCCGGUGUCUCAAAGGAGAUCCACCAUCAUCCAAGCUGCACUUUUGAACUUUUGAACUUUGUCGAGGGAAAUAUUUGUUCAGUGAUCACACCUGUGCUCAGCUCCAAAGGUCGGGGUUCAAGUCCUACUGUCAAAACUCAAAUUUGAAAAUAAACGAGGAAAUGCGUUCCUGUCUGAGGCUAUUGUUUCUGAAUGAGUUAAGGUCACACGUGAUGUCAAGUAAAUGCAAAAUAAAUUCCGCAAAGCUAAUCAAAGACAGGGAGCCUUCCUCAGAGAGCUGGAUAUCAUUUAUCCUUAAGAAAAUUCCAAAGUAAAUUCAAGCAAUCUGCUGGAGGAUCUCAGUGCAUCGAGCAAUAUCUGUGGGCGGUAAGGAAUUGUUUACAUUUUAACUCAAAAUGCGACAGUUCUUAAAUAUGUUAGGGGCAUUUAAGAAUCUCUUAGAUGAGAAGCUUUCAUGUGGAUAAGAGGUAUUUAAGAAGCUCUUAGGCAUGUGAUGAAAGAAAAGUGGAAGUCUAUGUAGGAGGGAAAGGUUAGAUUGAAUUUAAGAGUAAGUUAGGCCAGCACAAUAUUGUGGGCCGAAGGGCCUGAACUCUACUGUAAUGUUCUAUGCUCUAAUUCCUUUUCUCCUAUUGAUUCUGCUCAAUUGCUGAGUCUUUUUUAAAUUUUAUUUUAUUUGGAGAUACAUUGUGAAACAGCCUCUUCCAGCGCAGGUCUCACUGCCCAGCAACCCCCGAUUUAACCCUAGCCUAAUUACAGGACAAUUUCCAAUGACUGAUUAACUUACCCAGUACAUCUUUGGGCUGUGGGAGGAAACAGGAGCACCCAGAGGAAAACCAACACAGUCACGGCGGGGUGGGGGGGGGGGUGUGGAUGUACAAACUCCUUACAGAUGGCCGAACUCCACUGCCCUUAGCUGUGAUAGUGUCACACUAACAGCAACUCCGUUCUCUUGCAUUUCCGAAGCAGGUUACCUGAUCACUUUGCGGCAGCAUGCUGUGCACAUUGAGUUCCCACGUUUCCACCAAGGGAGAGGUCAUCUGCUCUUCGAGUGCUUUGCCACAUCUUGCAGAUGUUAAAGUGAUAGCGGGAAUGCAUGUCCUUCUCUGCUGCUCAGCUCUGGUGGCCAGUGGGUGGCAGAGAGGGGCAGAUGCUGGGUGACAUUUUCUGUUCCGUCACGUUGCAAAGUUAUUGAAACCCAAGAAAAAUGGCUUCAAGCUGGGUUGCUCCGGAAGAAUCAAUAAACAAGAAACUAAAAGGAACUCAGCAAAUAAGGCAGCAUCUUUGAAGGAAAAUGGACAAUCAAUGUUCUGGAUCUAGACUCUUCUUCUGUCUUCAGAUUUGGAUUGAUGUAUCGCAGUGUAUUGAAGCAUACAGUGAAAAGUGUUGUUUACAUUAACAACCAACACACCUAUGGAUGAGCUGGGGGUAGCCCAUAAGAGUCACCACACUUUCUGCCGCCACUGAUCUUGUUACUGGCACUUGGGACAACAAUGAAGGUUCUCCAUCUCUGUCUGUCCAUACCAUCGCACACAGAUACAGAAGGGUUCUUCAUUGCUGUUUUCAUAAGUUUUUUUGAGCAACCAGGGUUGUUAGCCUUGAACCUGGAGGACGGGUGGGCCUCAACCCUUUGACCUGUUUGGCAUGGGUGACCUUCUUUGCUGCCCCAGCCAACAAGGCCCUGACUCAAGCCAACAUAGCUCCCCAGGUCACUGAGGCGCACAAGCCUCCAAACCCUGCAGCAACGUUGUGGUCCUCUUGGAGGUGCCGCUAACAUACCUUGCUCACAAUUCCCUCCAUGGAUGCUGCCUGACCUGUUGAGUUCUUCCAGCUUUUUGUAUGUUUCUCUAAAUACUAGCAUGUGCCUCGGUAUUGCUGAAGGAAGAUUGUUACAUAGGACUUGCCAUCUAGUGCUUUUUGAGUUUGUAGUCACUGUUGGGCACGGCGUUGACCUGCAGAACUUCAUCAUCCCUUCACUUCCACAGGAACAUGUCAUCAUUAAGGAGAUGAAAGCACCCUGUAAACCUCAAUGCUCUGCGCAAAUGGUUUCGGAAUUACUUGCUCCAGAUUUUGAUUGUUACAUCAGACAGUGUGAUCUGUGAGUUAAUCCUUCACUGUCUGUAUGGCAACAUCUUCAAAUCAGCCCUGGUUUUGAACCUCCCUUUCUCAAUCUGCUCUUCUCCUUGCGCUAUACCUUAAAACGAUUCCAAAAGUACCUUUCCAAAGUCAAUAUUCCCAGUAUUAGAACACACUGCACGGAUUACAUACAAUUUCUUCUCACUAUAUGUUUGACCACAAUUUCCAUUGUUGGGCACCUUCCAACUCCCAUUCUACACCAGGAAACACAUUUGAGAUUACGGACAUUAAUGAAAUGCAAACCAAAUAUUAAAUCCAGAGCUUAUUGUCAUUGAUAUUUAUGCCUUUGAUGUAUAAUAAACCAUUGAUUCGAACUUCCUACUGAUUGCAACCAUAGCACUUAAAAUGAAAGGUAUAUUGUCCCAAGAAUCAGUGCAAUCCCCUGUGGUUGUUUAUAGAGAAUUGUGUUACUUGUGCCGUCUAUGUCUGACAAUCCUUGCCGAGCACCAUGAACCAAUGUAAUGUAUAUGGCUUGAUGUCAAUAUAUAGGAUAAAGAAAAAAAUGUUGGUGCAUUGCAUUUGGUGCCUCACUAUGAUCUGGCUACCUGUAAAUGCUCAUCUGUUUCUGCUCGAUGUGUGCCUAGGUCUUUGUAUUCUAAUAUUCUGCACUGUAAUUAAAAUGAACCUGGAACUGCCUAA